This is a messenger RNA of Notolabrus celidotus (New Zealand spotty), 3324 nucleotides long. It is a transcript of the gene cenpt, whose product is annotated as centromere protein T. Bases 249 to 2990 code for a protein of 913 amino acids. Gene Ontology annotation, molecular function: DNA binding; protein heterodimerization activity. Gene Ontology annotation, biological process: chromosome segregation; kinetochore assembly; mitotic cell cycle. NCBI's taxonomy places the organism in Eukaryota, Metazoa, Chordata, Actinopteri, Labriformes, Labridae. The transcript has 13 exons. The record is from RefSeq and is a predicted model, not a curated record. Gene Ontology annotation, cellular component: kinetochore.
UUCUCGCGAGAUUUACUCAAAAAUAACGCGGGAUACAUUGAGGAAUGAAUCCGUUGAAGAAGCCAUAUAUGUGGUAAAAACAGACUGCCAACGAGGGGUGAACAAUGCAACAGGAGUAAUUUUGGUUGUGCGUAUGACCCGGGUCUAUAUGGAAAGAUUAUCUCUUUUUAAGAGUUAGCUUAACUGGUUUGAAACCCUUUUGUUCACCGCCUCAGAUAGCCAGCUGACCCUCUCCGUUCAGUGUCAACAUGGAUCAUACGGAGGACUUAUCUGCCAGAGUGCUACUCAAACAUAUUCUCACAACCGAGCCACCGAGGACUCCUAUCACCAGGCUAUCCACGGCUUCAGGGAGCACCAGUUUGACCAGGCGCAGCAGUAGACUGGAAAACAAAGAUGCUGGAGCCCAAACCCCACAGAACAUCCUUAGGCGCAGUCUUAGGAGUAAACUGCGUGAGAGUAUAACCAGGAAAUCCCUGCCUGCACCUAAAAGGAGGACUACUUCAGUCGUACUAAAGAAGACACCCGGCCCUUCCUCCAUGCUAUUUGAUGAUGGAGCCACACCAAGACACAUCCUUAUGAACAUCCUGCAGACAGAGCCUGUCAGGUCUCCUGUGGUUCAUGAGAAAGCUGCUUCAGAAGAGCCUCAGCCUUCUUCAGCCAACUCAAGCCUCACCAGCAGACGGCCCAGCGUUGAGCUCUCAGGAUUAGACCUGCCUGAUUUAACUAUUGGCAAUGCUGUAAGCACUGCAAAGGGACUGAGCAGGAAGAGACCACAUCGGAGCCUGAAUGUAACAACUUUUGAAAAACGACUCAGAGAUGGAGAUGAUGUCGGGGGGCAAAAAGAAGAAACACUGCAUGACAAUUCAUCACUAUCUAUGUCAAGUUCCACUUCUCUGAGCCUCAAAACCCCCUUUGUGGAUGUUCACACUGAGAAGAGAGUUCUGCAAAGAAGAGUGUCUAACCGUCGUAAAAUCACAGUGCAUGAAUUUGGCGCUGCCGUGGAUAAAAGGCAUAUGGGAGGGGCGACCAGCGUCAUGCAGCCAGAGCGGGGACUCGGUGAGACCGCGUACUCUGAGGGCUUCACCUUGUGCCUGAGCGAACUCAGUGAACCCGAUAUCACCACCGAUAUCAUCAACUGUGACACAGCUCUGUACGCUCAGCCUGACGCAAUGACCUCCAACUUCUCCAUCAUUGCAACUCAGGACAAACCCACAGUGAUGGCUUCUCAGCUGCAGAGGCAAAUGACAGAGAUGGAGCAAGAGGAGCAGAAUGAGCUGAGGAAGGAGAAAUCCUUGUACACAUUUCCAACUGAAGGGGCAGCAGAGGCGGAACCUCAGGAGGAAGAAGGUCUUUCUGAGUCUCAAGGGGAGGAAGGGGGGAGUAUUGCUGAUGGUCCAGCUGAAGAUGCUGCAGCCAUGUCGAAAUCGGAGGAAACCGAGGGUACGGCUGCGUCUCAGACUGGUGUCAGGGGUGAUACAGCUGAGUCUGAGGGAGAGGGGAACGCAGUGGCUGCUCACAUAGAUGAGGAAGAAGUGGCUGAUUCCCAAUGUGAAGAAGGUGAGGAUGGUGGAGUUGAUUCCAAGCCUGAGGAGGAUGUUGCAACUAGUUCACAGUCUGACAAAGAGGAGGUCCAACAAGAAGAAGAAGAGGAAGGAGGUGCUGCAGACUCUCAAACAGAAGAAGAGCAGGGAGGUGCUGUUGACUUUCAAACUGAGGAAGAAGUAGAAGAAGGGGCUGCAGACUCUCAAACUGAAGAAGACGAAGAUGCUGCAGACUCUCAAACUGGGGAAGAUAAAGAAGAAGAAGAAGGUACUGCUGACUCUCAAAAUGAAGAGGAAGGUGCUGUAGGGUCUCAGUUUGAGCAAGAGGAGAUUCCAUCACACUCUCAAAGCCACAAAGAAGAAGAGGAAGAAGAAGAGGAGGAGGAGGAGGAAGAAGAAGAAAAAGAAGAAGAGGAAGCAGUUGACUCUCAGACUAAAGAUGCUGCUGUUGAUUCCCUGCCUGAAGAGGAGGAGGAGGAGGAUGUUGCAGAUAAUGGCAGUGAUGCAGAGGUCGGUUUGUCAGCCUCUAAACCUGAAGAUGAGCUCAAUGAAGAGCUGCAGGAGGAGGAAGAUGUUGAGCAGGCUCCAGCGAACCUUGAACACAUCAGUCGGAGAGCUCAUUGCUCUGAGGGUGGACUCAUUGUGCCGAUUGCAGAAGCAGGAUUGUCUGAUGGCAAAUCCAAAGCACACACUACCAUCAAUCUUCACAACAGCCAGGAGAUGGGAAGCCGUGAGAGCAGUCUGGUUCCUGCUGAGUGCCCUGACCUGGCUGAGACCGAGCCUGAUGCUGACAAAGAAAACUCCUUUCAACUCCCAGAGGUGUCACAUGAUGUUGAAGAUGAUUCGAGUGAAGAGUCACCAGAGGAAGCUGCUGCUCAGGAGGAUGAGGAGGUGGAGGAGGUGGAGGAGGCGGAGGAGGAGUGGGAGGAUGAAGGGGACGAAGAGGUCCCAAGCAAGACUCCAGCUUUUGUCAGACAGAAAAUAAACCUGCUACGCCCUGAUCCUCAGGCCUCACCUUCUAUUCUCAAGAAUACUCAACCCAGUGGUGCCAGAGAUGAGGGAGGUCUGGCUUCACCUAAACCUAAGCAGGUGAGGAAGAGGAAGACGGGACCAGCUAAAGAGGAAGGAGCCCUUCCAAAGAGCUACCUGAUGGGCAUCUUCAGGCACUUUGCCAAAACCAGGGUCUCUGCAGAUGUGUACCCCAUACUACAAGAAAUAAUGGAUAAAUUCUUUGAUCGAUUGGCGGAGGACUUAGAGACAUACGCUCUUCAUGCAAGAAGGAAAACCAUUGAGGUAGAAGAUGUUGAGCUUCUGUUAAGAAGGCAGGGUCAUGUGAACGACAAGGUGCCGGUAGAAGUGCUGAUUGAGAAAUAUCUACGCAUGGACCAGCGCAGGCUCCUCAUCCCCAUAGCAACCAGUGGAAAUGUUGUUUUCCCUAAGCGGAAAUGAGUGUUUGGUUUUAGAGUUUAACUAUGAUUUGUCUGGUUUCAUCUCUUGGACUGCUUCAUAAUUCACUUACACUGCAUUUGAUUUCAACAAGUAAUGGUUAGAAAUAUAAAGGUUUCUGUAAAUGUGUAAAUAAAUAUGUAUAACUAAGAGUGGUGUAUGUGAUGAUAAUGGAUUCUUCUUUCCUAUCUUCUACAGUGCAGAGUUUAGUAUGUUAAUAUCUCUAUUUUGUGCAAACUUUGGCUUAUUGAAAGCAGUGCUCUUCCAUUAUCAGUCAAGAUUACGAGUAUGUUUUGUCUGGUUUCAAACACGUUGAAAUAAAGUAAAGGCUACCCCA